GCGGGGAAAGGCCAGUGCUGGCGGCGGGGCCGCCAGGGAUAUGCGGCAGCGGCUGUUCCCUGUGCUGAGCCGGGCUCUGCCGGGCUGGACGCGCCCCUGGGCCGCUCCGGCCUCGCGCUCUUUCCCUCAGGGCCGGCGGUGCAGCUCUCUCGGGUUUCAAAAGGAGACAAACAACAAAAUGAACAAUCCAGCUAUUAAGAGAAUAACAAAUGAAAUUAUCAAAUCACCUGAAGAUAAACGAGAAUAUCGUGGACUGGAAUUGGCAAAUGGCAUUAAAGCUCUUCUCAUUAGUGACCCCACCACAGAUAAGUCCUCAGCAGCACUUGAUGUCCACAUAGGAUCGUUGUCCGAUCCCCCCAACAUUGCUGGGCUUAGUCAUUUUUGUGAGCAUAUGUUGUUCCUGGGAACCAAGAAAUAUCCAAAAGAAAAUGAGUACAGCCAAUUUCUAAGUGAGCAUGCCGGGAGCUCAAAUGCUUUCACGAGUGGAGAACAUACCAACUACUACUUUGAUGUGUCACAUGAACAUCUAGAAGGUGCACUGGAUAGAUUUGCCCAGUUUUUCCUGUGCCCCCUGUUUGAUGAAAGUUGCAAAGAUAGGGAAGUGAAUGCUGUUGAUUCUGAGCAUGAGAAGAAUCUGAUGAAUGAUGCCUGGAGGUUGUUUCAAUUGGAGAAGGCUACUGGAAACCCCAACCAUCCCUUCAGUAAAUUUGGAACAGGGAACAAAUUCACUCUGGAAACUAGACCAACCCAAGAAGGAAUAGAUGUAAGGCAAGAGCUACUGAAGUUCCAUUCUACUUACUAUUCAUCAAAUUUAAUGGCUAUUUGUGUCUUAGGAAGAGAAUCCUUGGAUGAGCUGACUUGCUUAGUGGUAAAGCUAUUUUCAGAAGUAGAAAAUAAAAAUGUCCCUAUACCAGAGUUUCCUGAACAUCCUUUCCAAGAAGAGCAUCUCCGGCAACUUUACAAAGUGGUACCCAUUAAGGACAUUAGAAAUCUCUAUGUCACAUUUCCUAUACCAGACCUUCAGAAGUACUAUAAAUCAAACCCUGGCCAUUACCUUGGCCAUCUGAUUGGGCAUGAAGGCCCAGGGAGUCUUCUAUCAGAGCUUAAAGCCAAAGGAUGGGUAAAUACACUUGUUGGAGGCCAGAAGGAAGGUGCUAGAGGUUUCAUGUUUUUCAUCAUCAAUGUGGACUUGACCGAAGAAGGACUUUUGCAUGUUGAAGAUAUUAUUUUGCACAUGUUUCAAUAUAUUCAAAAACUACGUACAGAAGGACCUCAAGAAUGGGUUUUCCAAGAGUGCAAGGAUUUAAAUGCUGUGGCAUUCAGAUUUAAAGAUAAGGAACGACCACGAGGUUACACAUCAAAGCUUGGAGGAAUGUUGCAUUAUUAUCCUAUAGAAGAAGUACUGGCUGCUGAAUAUUUGCUUGAAGAAUUCAGGCCUGAUUUAAUAGAGAUGGUACUGGAUAAAUUGAGACCAGAAAAUGUUCGAGUUGCAAUAGUUUCCAAGUCUUUUGAAGGAAAAACUGAUCGAACAGAGGAGUGGUAUGGAACACAGUACAAACAAGAAGCAAUUUCUGAUGAAGUUAUUAAGAAAUGGCAAAAUGCUGACCUGAAUGGGAAAUUUAAGCUUCCAAUGAAGAACGAGUUUAUUCCUACAAACUUUGAGAUUUUACCGUUGGAAAAAGAUGCAACACAGUAUCCUGCCCUAAUCAAGGACACUGCUAUGAGCAAACUGUGGUUCAAGCAAGAUGACAAAUUUUUUUUGCCAAAAGCUUGUCUCAACUUUGAAUUUUUCAGCCCAUUUGCUUACGUGGAUCCCUUGCAUUGUAACAUGGCCUAUUUGUACCUUGAACUACUCAAAGACUCCCUCAACGAGUAUGCAUAUGCAGCAGAACUAGCUGGCUUGAACUAUGAUCUCCAAAAUACCAUCUAUGGGAUGUAUCUCUCCGUAAAAGGUUAUAAUGACAAGCAACAUAUCUUGCUCAAGAAGAUCAUUGAGAAAAUGGCUACUUUUGAGAUCGAUGAAAAGCGAUUUGAAAUUAUCAAGGAAGCGUACAUGAGAUCACUUAACAACUUCAGGGCUGAACAGCCUCACCAGCAUGCAAUGUAUUAUCUCCGACUCCUGAUGACAGAAGUUGCUUGGACCAAAGAUGAAUUAAAAGAAGCUCUAGAUGAUGUCACCCUUCCCCGUCUCAAGGCCUUCAUAGCACAGCUGUUGUCACGGUUACACAUCGAAGCUCUUCUCCAUGGCAAUAUAACAAAACAGGCUGCAUUAGGAAUUACACAGAUGGUUGAGGACACUCUCAUUGAGCAUGCUCAUACAAAGCCACUCCUUCCCAGUCAGCUAGUGAGGUACAGAGAAGUGCAACUUCCUGACAGAGGUUGGUUUGUAUAUCAACAGAGAAAUGAAGUUCAUAACAACUGUGGCAUUGAAAUAUAUUACCAGACAGACAUGCAGAGCACUUCUGAGAAUAUGUUUUUGGAGCUCUUUUGCCAGAUUAUCUCGGAGCCAUGCUUCAAUACCCUGCGUACCCAGGAGCAGCUAGGUUACAUUGUGUUCAGUGGCCCACGUCGGGCAAAUGGCAUCCAAGGACUGCGAUUUAUUAUCCAAUCUGAAAAGCCGCCACACUAUUUAGAGAGCAGAGUUGAAGCGUUCUUAAAAACUAUGGAGAAAUGCAUAGAAGACAUGACAGAAGAGGCCUUCCAAAAACACAUCCAAGCUUUAGCAAUUCGUCGUCUAGACAAACCAAAGAAGCUGUCUGCAGAAUGUGCUAAAUACUGGGGAGAAAUCAUUUCCCAGCAGUAUAACUUUGACAGAGAUAACAUUGAAGUGGCUUAUCUAAAGACCCUGACCAAGGAUGACAUUAUACAGUUCUACAAGGUGCUGUUGGCAAUAGAUGCUCCGAGAAGACACAAGGUAUCAGUACAUGUCCUUGCAAGGGAAAUGGAUUCCUGCCCUGUUGUUGGAGAAUUUCCAUGCCAAAAUGAUGUGAACCUGGCACCAGCACCACCACUACCACAGCCAAGUGUGAUUGAAAAUAUGACAGAAUUCAAGCGCAGUCUACCGCUCUUCCCACUGGUGAAACCACAUAUCAAUUUCAUGGCUGCAAAACUGUGAAGAGCCCCAAUGGAUGAAGAAAUGCAAAUGAUCAGUACUGACAUGGUUUCGGGCGACUUCGUGAUGAACAAAAUUAUUAAAUAUCAUUGGGAUAAAUGGUUCUGUUCAUUAUGGAAGUCCCAAGAAAUUCCUUCUUGGUUCAUUUGACAUUAGCUGUGUGUUAGGGAUAGAGUAUAUAAAAAUCAGUUGUGGUCAUGUAUCAUUUAUAUUACAGAAAACCUGUUAAAAACCAAAAUCAACUGACAUGAUAAUAAUAAAAAACUUGUAGAUGCAGUAUAUUUUUAAAAUAACAUAUCCCUUCAGAUUUUAAUUUUGAUGAAAUAACCCUCCAGAGCAAACAAAGUUGCUUGAAAUGGGCUUGUUUCUCCUGAAAAACACCGUUUAGUAUCCCAGUAAUUAUUUUAUUGGGAGUUGGAGGGGGUGAGAUAUGUAAGUCCUUUUUGGGAUGAGGUCAACAAUUUUUCUUAAAAAUAGAGACUUUCACAUUUUUUUGAAGUGACGUGUUGAAUGAUACUUUUUUAAUUGAUCCUUAAUGCAACCAACAUAUUUUCUAUUUAAGUUUUAUGAAGACCAGUGGGGCUGAAAAAAAGGAAAUUUGACAACACAGUAAUAGGUGAGAGAAUUGUGUUAAUGAGAAUAAUUGAAGAUAAGGGCAUGAUUUUAAUCUUUCUAUAUAAAUUUGGGGACAUUUUAUAUUAAAACUAGUAAAAUGCUGGAAACACUUUAUUAGUGCAUCUUAUUUUUGUUACCAAAAGUGUCACCCCAGUCUCUUGAUACUGUCAACAUCCUGUUCAGUUUUACAGCAUUACUGUGAACUGUCCAUUUGGUAUACCAAAUACUUUAUUUGGUGUCAUUUUUUGUUUUCAGUUGCAUAUGUGCUGAAGGAGAACUCAGUCUGUUUUGCCUCACCUGUUAUGUUGGGUCUCAGUCCAGCAAAGCACUCAUUAAUGCAAAUAACUUUAAACACACACUAGUUCUUUUCUCAAGAACAGGUGCAUGUCAAAUAGGGGCUCUCUGAUGAGUCAGAUGCAUUUACUAUUUUGAUAUGUGUAUGGGUCCUUCUUGUCCUUCAGGAAGGUGUUUGGGACAGUGCAGUGCUGGGGUAGCAGUGCCACAGCACGUGCUUCAGGUUACAUCACAAAGUGUUUGCUCCUACUUCUGGGAAGAAGGCUGUGCAGAACUCAGAAGGAUCAAGAACUCUGCUGAAAUAAUGUUUAUAUAUGUAUGUAUAUAUAUA
This is a messenger RNA of Pseudopodoces humilis (Tibetan ground-tit), 4352 nucleotides long. RefSeq names its product insulin degrading enzyme (gene IDE). Gene Ontology annotation, cellular component: mitochondrion; peroxisomal matrix; cytosol. Gene Ontology annotation, biological process: amyloid-beta metabolic process; hormone catabolic process; peptide catabolic process. Gene Ontology annotation, molecular function: metal ion binding; metalloendopeptidase activity. NCBI's taxonomy places the organism in Eukaryota, Metazoa, Chordata, Aves, Passeriformes, Paridae. The record is from RefSeq and is a predicted model, not a curated record.